CUUGGCUGGGGUUCCUGGAGACGCCGCACUGUUCGCUGCAGCUUCUGCUGUUUUCCUACUUUUUAUCCGGACGGGUGAGCUGGGUCGUAAUGCGUUGGUUACUCUCAGCAACUAAGCUGGUUCCCGCCGUAGCGACCGCCCGCAGCUUCUCAGGUGUGAAACAGAGCUUCUGAACUUUUUCAUCUUGCAAAUCUGAAAUUAUAUCCAUUAACAGCUUUCCCAUUCUACCUCCCCAACCCCAGCUGCUGGUAACCAUGAUUCUACUUGUUUUUGAUGCAUGUCAUGUUCACAGCGAAGGUACUCCCUCCAGCCCAUCCCAGAGAAGAGGAUUCCAAAUCGAUACUUAGGCCAGCCCAGCCCCUUUACACACCCACACCUCCUCAGACCAGGGGAGGUGACACCAGGACUAUCCCAGGUGGAAUAUGCACUUCGCAGACACAAACUAAUGUCUUUGAUCCACAAUGAAACACAAGGGCUGAGUGGGACAGACCAGACAGUGGUUCUGCUGUCCAACCCUAUAUACUACAUGAGCAAUGAUAUCCCUUAUACUUUCCACCAAGACAACAAUUUCCUGUACCUGUGUGGAUUCCAAGAGCCUGAUAGUAUUCUGGUCCUUCAAAGCCUUCCUGGCAAGCAGUUACCAGCACACAAGGCCAUACUUUUUGUGCCUCGGAGAGAUCCCAGUCGAGAACUCUGGGAUGGCCCACGAUCUGGCACUGAUGGAGCAAUAGCUCUAACUGGAGUGGAUGAAGCUUAUACACUGGAAGAAUUUCAACAUCUACUACCAAAGCUAAAAGCCGAGACAAAUAUGGUUUGGUAUGACUGGAUAAGGCCCUCUCACACUCGGCUUCACUGUGACUACAUGCAGCAUCUGACUGAAUUCAAAGCCAGGAGCAAGAACAAGGUUCGGGCUGUCCAGCAGCUGGUACAACACCUGCGGCUCAUCAAAUCUCCUGCAGAAAUUGAGCGAAUGCAGAUCGCUGGGAAGCUGACAUCACAGGCUUUCAUAGAGACCAUGUUUGCCAGUAAAGCCCCUGUGGAGGAAGGUUUUCUUUAUGCUAAGUUUGAAUUUGAAUGCCGGGCCCAUGGCGCAGACAUCUUAGCCUACCCACCUGUGGUUGCUGGAGGUAAUCGGUCAAACACUUUGCACUAUGUGAAGAAUAAUCAACUCAUAAAGGACGGGGAAAUGGUGCUGCUGGAUGGAGGCUGCGAGGCCUCUUGCUAUGUGAGUGACAUCACCCGCACCUGGCCUGUCAGUGGCAGGUUCACAGCUCCUCAGGCAGAACUCUAUGAAGCUGUUCUAGAGAUCCAGCGAGAGUGUCUGACCCUCUGCUCCCCUGGGACAAGCUUAGAGACCAUCUACAACAUGAUGCUGACACUGAUAGGGCAGAAGCUUAAAGAAUUGGGAAUCGUGAAGAACAUUAAGGAAAAUAGUGGUUUCAAGGCUGCUCGAAAAUACUGCCCUCAUCAUGUUGGCCAUUACCUUGGGAUGGAUGUCCAUGACACUCCAGACGUGCCCCGUUCCCUCCCCUUACAGCCCGGCAUGGUAAUCACGGUGGAGCCAGGCAUUUAUGUUCCGGAGGAUGACAGAGAUGCCCCAGAGAAGUUCCGUGGCCUUGGUGUACGAAUUGAAGAUGAUGUAGUGGUGACUCAGGACUCACCUCUGAUCCUUUCUGCAGAUUGUCCCAAAGAGAUGAGUGACAUUGAGCAGAUAUGCAGCAGAGCUUCCUGAGCCUCCCCACAGCCCCCAUGCGCCUCAGGCUCAAGAGGGGUGUCCACUGGCAUCUGUGCACUCCUGCUUUCUGAGUGUCUCCAUGUGAACAUUUACACACAUGUCUGUUUGGGAGGGUGGCAGCUGUGUGAGUGUAUAUAAUUGUGGAUGUGGUCUUUUUUUAAGUAGCUAGAAAUAUGGAAAACUGAAUUGUUGAACUGUAUGUCACUUCAAACUUUAGUUACACUAAUUCUAUGGAAUUAAUGACUCAGGUAAGUUUAAUUUUUAAAGGUAAAGAAAGAUUUUUGUUACAUAUGUCGAUGUAUUCCAGUUAACACAUUUAAACAUACAGAAAAUUCUCUCUCUCUCCAUGUCUUCCCUUUCUGCACUUUUGAUGAGAUCUACCCAAUAACGUAAGAUGUCUGUGUAAUACUUGUAUUUUGAGCUAACUGCCAAGGUCCCUGUUUACACUAAAAACUACCCAUCAGUCAUUGGGGGUGGCCAGUAGAGAUCUUCUGUAAUUCUUACCUACCUAUUCCCCAUCCUGUGUAUCUACUGGAGCCAUAUGAGCCCUCAUGGGCACUGGUGUCCUGCGGUCCCACCAUUCAGCCACAGUGCAGAUUCCAGCAACACUAGCUAUUAAAAAAGUUUUGAGUCUUU
Manis javanica (Malayan pangolin) is the source of this 2371-nucleotide messenger RNA. It is a transcript of the gene XPNPEP3, whose product is annotated as X-prolyl aminopeptidase 3. Gene Ontology annotation, cellular component: mitochondrion. Gene Ontology annotation, biological process: proteolysis. The record is from RefSeq and is a predicted model, not a curated record. Lineage: Eukaryota; Metazoa; Chordata; Mammalia; Pholidota; Manidae. Gene Ontology annotation, molecular function: metalloaminopeptidase activity; manganese ion binding.